AAAGAAAAAGGCACGCAAACAGAGGGAGUGGAGGGAGAAGAGGGGAGUGUCAGUAUUUUCACACUCGAAAACUAAGGCACUGUUCUUCAUCUUCUUCCUCCUUCGCCCCCACCACCAUCGCUCCAUAUUCUAUAAUCUCAAUCGCUUUAAACAGCCUAGGGUUUCGCUGUUCUUGUUUGGAUCCGAGAAAUGGAAGUCGACGAAGAGUACCGAAGAAAAGAGCAACUCGUUCUUGUGGCAAUUGUUGUACUCGCUUCCCUGGCUCUCGUUUCUUUGCUCGUCGCUUUCAGCUAUUACUGCUAUAUCAGCAAUAAGGUCUCUAAACGCCUCAAAAUCCGCAAAAUUAAGCAGCUAUAUCUUCAAUCAAAAGAUCAGAGAUUCGGUUUUUCGUCCUCAUCUCUAAGUGAGAUAUUAAACUCAGGGGAUGAUCUUGAGAAGGGAGGUAGUUUUGACAAUGUUAAAGAAUUUUCCACCGAGAAAGGCCUCCAAGUGUUCACCUUCAAGCAGCUAUACUCAGCUACCUGUGGCUUUAGCAAGUCAAAUGUGGUCGGGCACGGUAGCUUUGGAUAUGUAUACCGAGGAGUUCUCAACGAUGGGAGAAAGGUUGCGAUUAAGCUUAUGGAUCAAGCGGGGAAGCAGGGAGAGGAUGAAUUUAAAGUGGAGGUGGAAUUGUUAAGUCGACUUCAUUCGCCAUAUUUGUUGGCCUUGAUCGGGUAUUGCUCUAAUAGCAAUCAUAAAUUGCUGGUGUACGAGUUCAUGGCUAAUGGCGGUCUGCAAGAACAUCUGUAUCCUGUUAGCAGUUCAAAUUCAAUCAGCGUUAAGUUGGACUGGGAAACGCGGUUGCGAGUUGCGCUUGAAGCUGCCAAAGGUUUGGAGUAUUUACAUGAACAUGUAAGCCCCCCAGUAAUUCAUAGGGAUUUCAAGAGCAGCAAUGUUCUGUUGGACAAAAAUCUUCAUGCCAAGGUUUCUGAUUUUGGAUUGGCAAAGAUCGGUUCAGACAAAGUCGGGGGACACGUAUCCACUCGAGUACUGGGGACACAAGGAUAUGUUGCGCCUGAGUAUGCGCUAACAGGGCAUUUGACAACAAAGUCAGAUGUCUAUAGUUAUGGGGUUGUCCUCUUGGAGCUGCUUACAGGCAGAGUUCCAGUUGAUAUGAAGAGAACUCCUGGGGAAGCUUCCCUUGUUUCUUGGGCUUUGCCGAGGCUGACUGAUAGGGAGAAAGUGAUGCAUAUAAUGGACCCUGCAUUGGAGGGUCAAUACUCCAUGAAGGAUGUUGUUCAAGUUGCAGCCAUAGCCGCAAUGUGUGUUCAACCAGAGGCAGAUUACAGGCCGCUGAUGGCCGAUGUUGUCCAGUCACUGGUUCCACUGGUGAGAAAUUACAGGACAGCUUCAAAGAUCGGUAGCGGUUCUAGUUCCAGCGCUACCAAGUCGCCUGUGGCGCACGACAAGGCUAGUUCGGAAGACUGAAUGAAAGAACAGGUUGUCUCUCGACGAUUGCUUCUCGUUAGCUAACAUAGAUUUUAGACUCGUUUGUGUUGCUGUAAGAAAUUCAUAUUCAUAUGCUAACUGUUUAUUGUCUCGGUUACCGACUGCGUCGGUGACUCUCGUGUAAGAAUUUGAAUUCAUAGGAUGUGCCAUUGAUUCUCCCGUCUCGUAGUAUUUGUGAUGUAAUUAACGUUUUGAAAGUUUGGAAAUGGUGUGUUUAGUAUA
Cucurbita pepo subsp. pepo (vegetable marrow) is the source of this 1710-nucleotide messenger RNA. NCBI's taxonomy places the organism in Eukaryota, Viridiplantae, Streptophyta, Magnoliopsida, Cucurbitales, Cucurbitaceae. The record is from RefSeq and is a predicted model, not a curated record.